AGCCCCACACAGCAUGGUCUGCGGCGGGGCCGGCAGCCUGGGCAUCGUCCUGCUCUCUGCCGCCGGCUUGUUCGUCUGCCUGCGGGAAGAAGGUCUGUAUAGAACUUUUGUAUUUCACAGUCACAGACCUGCAAGGAGUAUGGAAAAUAACAUUCAGCUGGUCAGAAACAUCAUUCCUCCUUUAACACAAGAAAAACAUAAGGGUCAAGAUGGAAAGAUCGGAAUUAUUGGAGGAUGUACUGAAUAUACAGGAGCACCAUACUUUUCUGCGAUAUCAGCACUAAAACUGGGUGCCGAUUUGUCCCAUGNUUUUUGUACGAAAGAGGCAGCUCCAGUUAUUAAAUCAUACAGCCCAGAACUCAUUGUCCACCCAGUGCUAGACAGUCCUAAUGCUGUUGAGGAAGUGGAAAAGUGGUUACCUGCUCUUCAAACAAUAGUAGUUGGCCCAGGUUUAGGACGCGAUGAUAGCUUACUCCAGAAUGCAAAGGGUAUUAUUGAAAAGUCCAAGCUCAAGAGAUUGCCUAUCGUGAUUGAUGCGGACGGAUUAUGGCUCAUUGCCCAAGAGCCGUCUAUUAUUCAGGGCUACAGCAAAGCAAUUCUGACUCCAAAUGUCGUGGAAUUUGGCCGGCUUCACAAAGCAGUGCUCAAGAGUUCUGUGGAUGUCGCUGAUCAUCAUGAUACGCUACUUAAACUCAGUCGAGCGAUGGGAAAUCUGACUAUUGUCCAGAAGGGACAGAGAGAUCUUAUUUCAGAUGGAGACACAGUGCUUGAAUGCAGCCAUGAGGGGAGCAGCCGCAGGUGUGGGGGACAAGGUGACCUGCUUUCAGGGUCCCUGGGGGUCCUGGCAAACUGGGCAUUCAUUGCUGGGAAGGAAAAAACAAAUGGCCUGAACCCUUCUCUUGUCGCUGCAUUCGGAGCGUGUGUCCUGACUAGACAGUGCAACAACCAGGCUUUUCAGAAGUAUGGACGUUCUAUGACCACAUCAGACAUGGUUGCAGAGAUCGGUACAGCAUUUAACAAACUGUUUGAAACAAACUAGAAGGUGUUAGCAGGAAGAAAACGGAGUACAAAGUGCUUUGCUGAAAUACGUUGUAAAUGUUUUGAACUGUUUUGAACUGAAAAUGCCUAAGCAGAAAGAUUUAGAAAUAUUUUGACAACUUGCUUGGUUUCCACAACAUGGUAUGUAUAUAAGCUGCAGCAUACUUUGAAUUCAGUUUCUUUUGACCAAUUAUGGGUCAUAGUCCUAUGAUAGCAUUUGCAAGUCCUGAGCAGAUGGGUGGGAGGUUCUGGUGUGUGGGUGAUAUUGUAUUGGAAGAAUGAAGAGGGCUCAAAUGAUAGGUAAUCUUCCAUUUGUGCUGUUCUUGAUAUAAUAAAUGUAUAAUGUGAAAUUGGCA
Messenger RNA from Callorhinchus milii (elephant shark), 1394 nucleotides. It is a transcript of the gene naxd, whose product is annotated as NAD(P)HX dehydratase. NCBI's taxonomy places the organism in Eukaryota, Metazoa, Chordata, Chondrichthyes, Chimaeriformes, Callorhinchidae. Bases 14 to 1039 code for a protein of 341 amino acids. The transcript has 10 exons. The record is from RefSeq and is a predicted model, not a curated record. Gene Ontology annotation, molecular function: ATP-dependent NAD(P)H-hydrate dehydratase activity. Gene Ontology annotation, biological process: metabolite repair.